This is a messenger RNA of Menidia menidia (Atlantic silverside), 1503 nucleotides long. The record is from the annotation of a GenBank genome assembly. NCBI's taxonomy places the organism in Eukaryota, Metazoa, Chordata, Actinopteri, Atheriniformes, Atherinopsidae.
AUGACGGUUGCCACCAAUGACCCUGCAGAUGAAGCAGCGGCACAUCCAGGUCAGCCUCAUGACCAAUACGACCAAGAACCGGACCAUGAGUGCUGUGAGAGAGUUGUCAUCAAUAUCUCAGGUCUACGCUUUGAGACUCAGUUGAAGACACUUUCGCAGUUUCCAGAGACGCUGUUGGGUGAUCCGAAAAAAAGGAUGAGAUAUUUCGAUCCCCUCCGGAAUGAAUACUUUUUUGACCGGAAUCGACCAAGUUUUGAUGCUAUUCUUUAUUAUUACCAGUCUGGCGGGAGGCUGCGCCGGCCUGUUAAUGUGACCCUAGACAUUUUUUCUGAGGAGAUCAGAUUUUAUGAAUUGGGUGAGGAAGCUAUGGAAAUCUUCAGGGAAGAUGAAGGUUUCAUAAAGGAAGAGGAGCGACCUCUACCAGAGAACGAGUUUCAGAGACAAGUUUGGCUUUUGUUUGAAUACCCAGAGAGCUCCGGCGCAGCACGUAUUAUUGCCAUCAUUUCUGUCAUGGUGAUCCUCAUCUCUAUUGUCAGCUUCUGUCUGGAGACACUACCAGUUUUCCGCAAUGAGGAUGAGGACAUUUACUCUUAUCCAUUCCAGCCCAUGUCCAACUCCACCUCUACGUAUGACAGCUCAACAUAUUUCACGGAUCCUUUCUUCAUUGUGGAAACUCUCUGCAUAAUUUGGUUCUCCUUUGAAUUCCUUGUAAGGUUUUUUGCCUGUCCAAGCAAAGCUGGAUUUUUCGGCAAUAUCAUGAACAUUAUAGAUAUCGUAGCAAUCAUUCCUUACUUCAUAACUUUGGGUACAGAGCUUGCGGAGCGGCCUGAGGACAGCCAAGCAGGACAGCAGGCCAUGUCUUUGGCUAUUCUUCGUGUCAUUCGACUAGUGAGGGUAUUUCGUAUCUUCAAAUUAUCACGUCACUCUAAGGGACUGCAGAUCUUAGGGCAGACUCUAAAGGCUAGUAUGCGUGAGCUGGGACUCCUCAUCUUCUUCUUAUUUAUCGGGGUAAUCCUAUUCUCAAGUGCUGUCUACUUUGCAGAAGCAGAUGAGCCACAUUCCCAGUUCAGCAGCAUCCCUGAAGCAUUUUGGUGGGCAGUGGUUUCCAUGACAACGGUUGGCUAUGGAGACAUGGUCCCAACAACUAUUGGAGGAAAAAUUGUGGGGUCCCUUUGUGCAAUUGCCGGUGUGCUGACUAUUGCCCUGCCAGUUCCGGUCAUUGUGUCAAAUUUCAACUACUUCUACCACAGAGAGACGGAAGGUGAAGAGCAGGCACAGUAUCUGAAUAUCCCAAGUGUGCCUAAAGCCAGCUCAGCUGACGAUUUGAAGAAGAGUGGUCAGAGUGGCAGUGGAUCCACUCUCAGCAAGUCUGACUAUGUGGAGAUACAGGAGGCUGUAAAUCAUAGCACAGAGGACUUCAGACCAGAAGGCAUGAAAACAGGAAACUGCACCCUUGCUAACACUAACUACGUAAACAUCACUAAGAUGCGUACAGAUGUGUGA